Messenger RNA from Phycodurus eques (leafy seadragon), 1924 nucleotides. It is a transcript of the gene cct2, whose product is annotated as chaperonin containing TCP1, subunit 2 (beta). Gene Ontology annotation, biological process: protein folding. The record is from RefSeq and is a predicted model, not a curated record. The transcript is spliced from 16 exons. NCBI's taxonomy places the organism in Eukaryota, Metazoa, Chordata, Actinopteri, Syngnathiformes, Syngnathidae. Gene Ontology annotation, cellular component: cytosol; chaperonin-containing T-complex. Gene Ontology annotation, molecular function: ATP hydrolysis activity; ATP-dependent protein folding chaperone; ATP binding. Bases 84 to 1691 code for a protein of 535 amino acids.
CCACUGUGUGGAAGCUGCCGGAUUGUACGAGCCGAAGAAGAAACCCACCCUUUCUCCUGUGUCCACCCUAAAACGCAGACAUCAUGGCGUCCCUGUCAAUGGCCCCCGUCAGCAUCUUCAAACAUGGAGCCGAUGAAGAAAAAGCUGAAACUGCUCGUCUGUCGUCUUUUGUGGGCGCCAUCGCCAUUGGAGACUUGGUGAAAAGCACCCUGGGCCCCAAGGGCAUGGACAAGAUCCUGCUGGGUGGCGGCAAAAGCGGCGUAGUGACGGUGACCAACGACGGCGCCACCAUCCUGAAGGCCAUCGGCGUCGACAACCCUGCUGCAAAAGUUCUGGUUGACAUGUCAAAGGUUCAAGACGACGAAGUCGGUGACGGAACCACGUCCGUCACUGUUCUGGCGGCCGAGCUUCUGCGGGAGGCGGAGCUUCUGAUCGCCAAGAAGAUCCACCCGCAGACCAUCAUCUCGGGCUGGAGGAAGUCCACGCAGGCGGCCAGAGAUGCGCUGAGGGAGGCGGCCGUGGAUCACAGCAAUGACCCGGCCCGCUUCCAGGAGGACCUCCUGAACAUUGCGCGCACCACGCUGUCCUCCAAGCUGCUGACCCACCACAAGGAUUACUUUUCCCAGCUGGCCGUGGCCGCCGUCAUGAGGCUGAAGGGCUCGGGCAACCUGGAGGCCAUCCACGUCAUCAAGAAGCUCGGCGGCAGCCUCACCGAUUCCUACCUGGACGAAGGCUUCCUGCUGGACAAGAAGAUCGGCGUGAACCAACCCAAGAGGCUGGAAAACGCCAACAUCCUCAUCGCCAACACGGGCAUGGACACGGACAAGAUCAAGAUCUUCGGCUCGAGGGUGCGCGUGGACUCCAUGGCCAAGGUGGCCGAGAUCGAGCUGGCCGAAAAGGAGAAGAUGAAGGAGAAGGUUGAGCGCAUCCUCAAGCACGGCAUCAACUGCUUCAUCAACAGGCAGCUGAUCUACAACUACCCGGAGCAGCUCUUCGCUCAGGCUGGCGUCAUGGCCAUCGAACACGCCGACUUUGCCGGCGUGGAGCGCCUGGCCCUCGUCACCGGCGGCGAGAUCACGUCCACGUUCGAGCAUCCCGAGCUGGUGCAGCUGGGCCGCUGCAAGCUCAUCGAGGAGGUGAUGAUUGGCGAGGAUAUGCUCAUCCACUUCUCCGGCGUCGCCAUGGGUGAAGCGUGCACCAUCGUGCUGCGAGGAGCCACUCAGCAGAUUCUGGAUGAGGCGGAACGCUCGCUGCACGAUGCGCUGUGCGUCCUGGCGCAGACCGUCAAGGAGCCGCACACCGUCUAUGGAGGAGGCUGCUCGGAGAUGCUGAUGGCCAAAGUGGUGAGCGAUUUGGCCAACAAGACACCAGGGAAGGAGGCGGUGGCCAUGGAGUCCUUCGCCAAGGCUUUGACGAUGCUGCCCACCAUCAUCGCAGACAACGCCGGCUACGACAGCGCCGACCUGGUGGCUCAACUGCGUGCGGCGCACCAGGAGAAAAAGAUCACCUGCGGUUUGAACAUGGCGGCGGGCACGGUGGGCGACAUGGCAGAGCUGGGCAUCACAGAGUCGUUCCAGGUGAAGCGGCAGGUGCUGCUGAGCGCCUCCGAGGCGGCCGAGAUGAUCCUCCGAGUGGACAACAUCAUUAAAGCGGCGCCCAGGAAGAGAGUUCCGGACCACCAUCCUUGUUAGAGGAAGAGGACGAUGAAGAUGGAUCCCAUCCUCUCUAUUUAUCUGUGUAGUUGAAAAGAGAAAUGCUCUUCUUCUUCUCAUGUGGAAGCACUGUCGCGCUUGAGCGGCUAACGCUAGCUGCUUGCGAGGCUAACUUUAGCCGCUAGUGCUCGCGUUAGCCACUCAGCAGCAACCUGUCUUUUGGAAUGUUUUUUGUUUUGUUGACAGAAAUAAAAAAAAAAGGUUUGAUUGAA